Molecule: messenger RNA, 1220 nt
Organism: Arachis ipaensis
Lineage: Eukaryota; Viridiplantae; Streptophyta; Magnoliopsida; Fabales; Fabaceae
Source: RefSeq, a predicted model, not a curated record
UAGCAGGUAGUGAAAAUUGUUCAGGAUUAAUUUCCUAUGAAUUACAGCAAAAUUAUCCUGAAGGAGAUACGGAAAUUAAGAAUUCAGAGGCUUGUUUGCAUGAACAGGAUCCAUUGUGUAAUUUAUCCAGGAAAGUAGAUAGCUCGCCCAAAGAAUCCUCCCUUGAGUCACCUGCAGGAAGUGAACACAGAACAACAGAGUGAACCAUAUAGAGAUUUACCUGCAAAAGAUCUUAGGCCUCUUUCUAGUACACCCAGUUUGAAAGCAGUUGAGAAGAAAAAGACUCCGGGAAAUAACCUUAAGUGGUCACUCUAAAGUCUCUUAUGGAUACCUUGAAGAAUAUCCCUCCUAAUUGGGGGGGUUCGGAUCCUUGUGAUGCUUGGGAUGGAAUUAAGUGUGAGAAUUCACGUGUUACAUCCAUAACAUUGUCAAGCAUGGGUUUGGAAGGUGAACUUUCUGGAGAUAUCGGAUCACUAACCGAAUUGGAGACUUUGGAUCUUUCUUACAACAAGGACUUGACUGGGCCACUUCCAAGAGCCAUUGGAGAGUUGAGGAAACUGUCAACCUUAAUUCUUGUUGGCUGUAGUUUCAAUGGUCCUAUUCCGGAUGAAAUCGGAUUUCUGCAGGAGCUUCGCUUUAUAUCCUUAAAUUCCAAUAGCUUCACUGGGAGAAUUUCACAUUCUAUUGGUAAUCUAUUGAACCUAUAUUGGUUAGAUUUAGCUGACAAUGAGCUUCAAGGACCUAUACCAAUUUCUAGUGGCAGUGUACCUGGUCUUGAUAAGUUGCACCAUGCCAAACAUUUUCAUCUUGGGAAGAAUAAUCUCUCAGGCAAUAUUCCUCCUCAACUUUUUAGCUCGGAAAUGGCUCUGAUUCAUCUGUAUCAUGAUUGGUAAGAUAUAUACCACUAUUUCAGCACAUGGAUGAUCUGGUCUUAGAGAACAUUUGUGACCGUGUGAGAAAAGCUGGGAUGAUGAAGAAGAAGCAGCAGCAGCAGAAAAUUGUUCAAAUGAGUUAGGAAAUUGAAUAAGAGUUGCUUGCAACAUAGUUCUUUUAAUUUACUAGUAUGAGAAAAAUUAUUUAGAGCCCUUUGGAUACCCAUUAACAACUUUUAAUUUACUCAAUACACUUUGUUGAUGUAUGUUUGUUACUUAUUAUUAUAGUUGAUGUAUCAAUACACUUUCUUUAUAUUUUGAAUUAUAUUGACUUGCUUGUUUAUAGUA